Messenger RNA from Neoarius graeffei (lesser salmon catfish), 1109 nucleotides. RefSeq names its product arf-GAP with SH3 domain, ANK repeat and PH domain-containing protein 1-like. Gene Ontology annotation, molecular function: protein binding; GTPase activator activity. Gene Ontology annotation, biological process: positive regulation of GTPase activity. The transcript is spliced from 6 exons. Bases 242 to 1066 code for a protein of 274 amino acids. NCBI's taxonomy places the organism in Eukaryota, Metazoa, Chordata, Actinopteri, Siluriformes, Ariidae. The record is from RefSeq and is a predicted model, not a curated record.
UUUUUUUGAGUGUGUUUUGUGUUCUUGUUUGUUUACCCUUGUUCUAGCUCCGCCAUCGUCGUCAUCCUCCCCGCUCUCCCCCGGCUCCCAGAUCCCUGCUAACAGCAGCUCCACAUUAUCCAAGAAGAGACCCCCACCCCCUCCCCCCGGCCACAAACGCACGCUGUCAGACCCCCCUACCCCACUCUCUCACUCCCCUGUGUGUAAAGGAAGUGACUCCACACCACCUCCAAUCAAUAAAAUGUCUCCCAUAACAAACCGGUUUGAAGGCAUACUCCAACAACAGAGCACAGCGUCAAGUACCACUAAAGCUACACUGGGCCCCAGGGUCCUUCCCACACUACCUCAAAAGUUUGUCCUGCGUAAGACAGAAACAAUUCACCACCCCCCAGUGGACAAACCCAGCCAGCCUCCAGAGCCAGUGCUGUUCCAGAAGUCUCCUCCAGGGUCAGACACACCACAGAAAGUCCCUUUACCUGAUAAACCCCAGCCAGGGGACCUCCAUCCUAAACCCCAGGUCUCAGAAUUACCACCUAAACCUGGAGAACUACCCCCAAAACCACAGCUCUUUGACCUGCCUCCAAAACCUCAGCUGGGAGACCUACCACCCAAACCUCAACUCAAAGACUUCCCACCCAAACCACUACUUUCUGAUCUCUCCAUCCCCAAACAUGGAGUCCCUGAACCUGCACACAAGCCCCCUCCUGGAGAGAUGGCUCACAAAUCUGAGCCCUGUGAUGAUAUGCCAGUGACUAAUCAACAAGCUGAACCAUCACCUCAGUUCACCCACUCCACUGAAGACACCAACUGGAGCCUGAAAUCUGGCCCAGAAACUCCAAUACCACUUCUGAGGAAAAGGAAAAUCAGUACAGGUAAGAUUAAACUGCGGCGAGUAAAGACCAUCUAUGACUGUCAGGCAGAUAAUGAUGAGCUCACGUUUGUAGAGGGCGAGGUCAUUGUGGUAACAGGGGAGGAGGAUCAAGAGUGGUGGAUUGGACAUAUAGAAGGACAACCAGAGAGAAAAGGCAUUUUCCCCAUGUCCUUUGUUCAUAUCCUGUCUGACUGACACAUCAAUUACUGACCUGAGGCCCACAACCUUCCCACCUUGC